GUUCGUCAUCUCCUUCAUCGACUGUCAAAAGCAAACAUGAAACCGCCUUGAUAUCCGAUUGCGCCUGCGAGGCAACCCGAACUCGCGAUGGAUUACAGCCCUCUACCUCCAGAAGUCAACGUCCUACUGCUGGGCGAUUCAGAAGUCGGGAAGUCGACGUUCUUAUCUCGCCUGUCACUCGGCGUACAGCCUCAGGGCGACGACCUCCCACCGUAUGAACUUCCCAAGCUACGCGACAUCGACCAGCCCUAUGCCUUCGACAUCUCGCUCUACGGUCGUUCUUAUAGGCUACAGUUCUUUGACACUGCGUCGCCUAAGAACUACACUCUCCUGCAUCCGCAAUUUGUGAUCCUCUGCUACGACAUUUCUUCGCGCGAGUCGCUUGAUUCUCUUGCCUCGACGUGGCUGCCGAUCGUAAAUAAGCACUUCAACUACGAUGAGAACCUGCCUGUGAUGGUCCUGGGCUUGAAGAGAGACCUGAGGAAACAAUGGACAUUAGCGGAGCAUGGCCCAGAUAAGAAGGGCAAGGGGCCGAGUGUUAUGCCACACGAGGGUCUGCAGGCGGCGCAGAGGAUGCUGUGUGAUCACUAUGCCGAGUGCAGCGCGCUGACAGGGGAGCUAUGUAGGCAGGUGCUGGAAGACGUUGCAAAGACGAGCGCGAAGACCACGACUGAGAAGGGCGCGAAAAGUCAAGGGGCUGACAUGUGUAGUAUGAUGUAGUUGGUGGAUCACCAAGAGUACGAUUGAAUACGAGCGCGUCGAACAGGACACCUGCACAGGGAACAUAGGUUUGAGCAUCGCAGUGUUUAGUGCAAAGGCGUUUAACAGCCUUGUGGUAGCAAAAAGAAUGCAUUGGGAUUCGAGUGCAACAGCAAAAAAACGGUUCAUGCGACACCUGUGUGAUUCGAACACACGCUCCCGAAGGAACUGGCUGACUUUCCUGUGAAGGACUAGCAGGCCAGCGCGUUAACCACUCC
This is a messenger RNA of Alternaria rosae, 977 nucleotides long. Its product is annotated as P-loop containing nucleoside triphosphate hydrolase protein. Bases 88 to 720 code for a protein of 210 amino acids. Gene Ontology annotation, biological process: small GTPase-mediated signal transduction. Lineage: Eukaryota; Fungi; Ascomycota; Dothideomycetes; Pleosporales; Pleosporaceae. The record is from RefSeq and is a predicted model, not a curated record. The transcript is spliced from 2 exons. Gene Ontology annotation, molecular function: GTP binding; GTPase activity.